AUGCCCCAAGAGCCUCUUGCGACACUAGAAUCGAACAACCCCCCCGAAAACAUCGCCGCAUCAUCCCCCAACUCCCAACAUGGCCUCGUUCACCACGAACCCGUCAGUCUCUGUCGAGUGCACUCUGCCGCCUCCUCCGGCAGCCGCUCGUCAUCAUCGCACGCUCGCCGACGCGACUCGGUCGACGACGGCGUCGACGCCGACCAGCUCGACCAGAAGCUGCUUGGAUUGAGGCUCCGCAAUGCCAAUGGCAAGCGUCACAACAAAUUCCUCGCCACCGCCCCUGGACAGAGGAUUGCAGACUAUGAAAACGCACUCACCCCGCCAAUCCCUAGGCAGGCCCUGGGCUUCAAGGUCAUCAAGCGCUCUGCCGGAGAACCCGGAGGGACUCUCUUGACAGACAUUCCAAACGAGAUCUUGACCAACAUCCUUUCGCAUUUGCACCCGGACUCUCAUAGCGCUGUCGCACUCGUCUCAAAACGCUUCUAUGUGCUGGCCACCACACCGCACAUCUGGCGCAUGGCCUUUCUGCGCUAUUUCCCUGGCCAUGCUAGCCUUGGCGACAAGUUCAUCAAAGCUUCUGCUGAUCUUUGGUCUGAGCCCUCACCUGACAUUGUGCGCUCCGAGACUCGCUACUUUGAUAGACUGACGCCGCUUGCUACCUGGCGAAGUGAGUAUGUGUUUCGAACCAGGCUCAUUCGAAGCUUGGGAAAGGGAAAGCCUAACACAAUUGCUGGUGCCAUUGGCUCGUCCACACGCGCCAGCCAGCUGGGCAAGAAGUCAAGUGCUGUUUUGACGUACAACUCGAAGCUACCCUGGCUCAUUGAUAGUGUUCACGCCGUGUUUGAUAAUGGCAAGAGGGCUCCCCGCGCCAUCCAAGGCACCGGGACCCUUGGUGUGGCCACCCUGAGCGAUCCUACUACAGGCAAGGUUGAAAGCUGGGGCCUCAAGGACAACCACUCUUCCGCCCAAAUUGAAGAGGUCGCACCUGGUCUCCAGCCGUACGGCCUCGGAGACGGCCCCGCAGCUACGGACAAUACCAUGGAUGUAAGUCAGCUCUACGGCAUCAUUGCCGGAGAAGGCUUCCCAAGUGGCCGUGCCUACUUUCGAAGCGUCAAUGAAAUUGCAGGACGCUACCUCGGCUCUGAGCCCGAUCCCGAAGAGAAGCCAGCUGAUAUUCCUCGCAUCCCUGAAAUCAUCGAGGCCAUCGGCUGCGUCUGGAUUGCCAAGUCCUCGGCUGUCCCAGUCACUACUUCCGCAAUGUGCGGCAUGUUGACUGGCUCUACUCUCGGUGUCGUGACUGCCUAUUCUCUCGGAUCUGACCCUAGCGGUCCAAGAUAUGCUUACGGUGACAUGACUGCACGUUGGGUACUCAGUCCGGGUGUACCCAUUGUCUCAAUCAAGGUUGAUGACAACUAUACUGUUCGCCGUCGACUGUCGGGCAGAGUCUGGGCUGUCGCCUUAAAUGCGCUUGGAGAGGUAUUCUAUCUCACCGAGACCCCCAGACCCGUGUCGCUUCAACAGUCUGCAGGUGCUAUUCUCGUCAAUGCCUGGCUUGCUGGACGGUCUGCCUACUGGCACUUGGUCGAAGAGACGCGCAGAUCUGCUCGUCCAGACGAGCUAGAUCUCAAUGCUGUUCGUGGCACGUACUCGCCCAGAACCCCUUCCAAUGCCAUGAAUUUGAGCAACAUCCAGAUAGCUGCCGAAGCAAGAGAAAUUGAGACGUUUAUGCGCCAUCAGCCAGAGCAUUUCCUCAAUGUCUGUGUGGGCUGGGAUAUGCAACGCAAGCUUGAGGUUGAUUUUGCAAAUGAUGACGGCCAAGAGGCCGGUGAAGCCAUUUUCGUCAUCGAUUGCGGGCAUGGUCAGAAAGCUCGCGUCACUAGAUUCUGCCGAUCAACCACUCCACAUCGACCUAUUUCUCUUGGACGCGCCAAAACUGCCCCAGCUAUUCCGCCGUCUCUAUUUGGAGAGGCUGACAAAAAGAGCACCCCUGAACCCCAGUCCCCGAGAUCACCACCGCCUACGCCUCACUCUCCAAAGGCUUCAUCUGCGCCUAUGGAUGAUUGGCGAGCUGUCUCUUUCCAGCUGAAGGCACCUGAGGGCCAUAUCAUCACGGCAAGCGCCUUGGACAACUCAGCUUUUGCUAUUCUCACUCUCGGCGAAGAUCCUUUGCAUACCGCGAAUGAAAGCAUUGCGCCAAAUUGCACAGAUGGAGAACGAAAUGUCCAAGAGAUUCCGGGUCGUCGAGCCCGCUUCCUCACUAUUGGCACGAGCGCCGGCAGUGUUAUCGUGUGGAAUGCCAGAGAGAUUCGACCCGAAACGGUGAAGCCAUGUCGCAUCAUUCAAACAGAGUCGCCAUCGAUUUCUUGCGUUGCAACCUCUGCUUUAUACCUGGUCCAUGGUGGCAGCGAUGGCCUCGUUCAGGCCUGGGAUCCUCUUGCCUCAACAUCAGAGCCCAUUCGCACUAUCAAUGCUCGAUCAAACGGUCGUGUCCCUCGUUUCAUGAUGACUAUGAAUCCUACUUUAACUUCAGCCAGCUAUAAUUCUGUGGGUGCCAUUGUCCUAGACUCGAACCCGACAGUUCUCCGAGGUGUCGUGGCCUUUGGGGCUUUUAUGCGUUACUGGUCGUAUAGUUCUAAGGGCAGCGCUCCGGGCCGCAAGAGACGCCUGCGACACCCUGAUGCUCAGGGCCGUGCCGCGGGUCGUCGUUCUGGUGGCAAUGUGUCUGGCUACAUCCUGGAGGAAGAGGAAGAACUGCGCCACGAGAAUGAGCAUCGGGCUCGUGAGCAAACGCGCCUUCGCAAGCGCUUUGGUGUCGGCGCGCUUGGAGACCUCACCGAGCAGGAGGCUCUGACUUACAUGCAGAUGGUCUCCGAGGAGACUUUCUUGGCUGACGAAAUGCGCCGCGCCAGCGACUCCGCCGCCGAUACCAGUGGCGGAGACACGGCUUCGAUAACAAGCCACAGUACCGCAGACGCGACGACGCCCGAGGCUAGCUUUGUCGAAUCUAGUCCUCUACAGCAAAACCUGACAAGCGACGACGAGGACGGGUAUGAGGAGCAGAUUCAGCAAGCCAUUCGCCUGUCUCUGCUCGAAGGGGUCAAUGAUCGCGGCCAGUCUCCACAGCGCAGCAGCACACGGGACUUUGGCUUUACCAUUACUUACAAAGCCAAGACCAAGGGCGGUAAGAAGAGGGGUAGCCGCCGCCAGAGCUCCUCGACGACCUCGCCCUCGUCUCCGCGUGUCCCCCCCCACGUUGCGGAGCACACGCCUGACGCGCUGGCCGGGUUUCCCUCGGCCUCUUCUGGGUUUCCCUCAGCACACGCUGCUGUGGAUGUGGAUGCGGACUUGGCAUUCGCCCUGAGUAUGCAGCAAGAGGAGGAGCAGGAGGCGCAGAGCCGGUGCCGCGGCCGGGAGUCGCUUGCGGAUAUUGGCUUGGACUUUCCGCCACUGCCCGCUGGCCAAGGCGCCAGCAAAGGCAAGGGCGUGACGAGAUGGUGA
Molecule: messenger RNA, 3501 nt
Organism: Cordyceps militaris CM01
Lineage: Eukaryota; Fungi; Ascomycota; Sordariomycetes; Hypocreales; Cordycipitaceae
Product: F-box and WD domain protein
Exons: 2
Coding region: 1-3501 (1166 amino acids)
Biological process (GO): proteasome-mediated ubiquitin-dependent protein catabolic process
Cellular component (GO): cytosol; proteasome regulatory particle, base subcomplex; nucleus
Molecular function (GO): polyubiquitin modification-dependent protein binding
Source: RefSeq, a predicted model, not a curated record